AUGACAAAGACGUGGCUUGUAACUGGCGCUUCAUCCGGCCUAGGAACAGCAAUUGCCGAAGUCGCCCUACGCUCCGGGCACAGAGUCCUCGCAACAGCUCGCAAUACUAUAAAAGCCGCGCAAGAAAAUUCUCAAAUUGAACGACUAGGCGGUACAUGGAUUGAAAUCGACGUGACACGUGUCGAGACGGCAAAAGAAGUUGAAUCCGCGAUACGCGAGGCCGGAGGUGUAAUUGAUGUCGUUGUUAAUAACGCGGGAUACUCGCUUCUGGGGAGUAUUGAGGAUAUGAGUGAGGAGGAAAUUGAGAUGCAAUUUAGUACGAAUGUUUAUGGUCCCGUUAGGGUAUUGAAGGGUGUCUUGCCUUACAUGCGGGAGCAGAGGUCUGGGGUUAUUGUUAAUGUCAGUAGUAUUGCGGGGAUGGAUGGCGUGCCCUCCUGUGCUAUGGAGGGCGACCCCAUGAAAGCCGCUCAAAGGAUCUUCGAAGUUGUGACAGGAACAGGCAUGGGCGCAGGCAAAGAAGACUAUCUGCGGUUGAUGCUUGGCCCUGAUUGCCAUGCGCGCUUCCAGAAGAAGACGCACGCUCUCCAGGAGAACCUGGAUCAGAUGAAGGAGAUAUCUCACUCCACUAGCUACUAA
Messenger RNA from Penicillium maclennaniae, 636 nucleotides. RefSeq names its product putative short chain oxidoreductase/dehydrogenase. The record is from RefSeq and is a predicted model, not a curated record. The coding region runs from base 1 to 636 and encodes 211 amino acids. NCBI's taxonomy places the organism in Eukaryota, Fungi, Ascomycota, Eurotiomycetes, Eurotiales, Aspergillaceae. The transcript is spliced from 2 exons.